Messenger RNA from Lactuca virosa, 3075 nucleotides. NCBI's taxonomy places the organism in Eukaryota, Viridiplantae, Streptophyta, Magnoliopsida, Asterales, Asteraceae. The record is from the annotation of a GenBank genome assembly.
AUGAACUCUCGUAGUGCUUUCCAUCUUUUUAGCCUUAUUAUCUUUCUGAUUACUACCACCAUCUCUUAUUCCGAUAAUGAUACCGAUUAUCAAGCAUUGUUGCAGUUCAAGUCGAUGAUCACCAAUGAUCCACUAACUUCAUGGAAUACUUCCUUUCAGUUCUGUAAUUGGAUUGGAGUUUCAUGUGGGAAACAACAGAAAAGAGUGAUUGCUUUACGACUGAAUUCACAUGGCCUUAAAGGCUCAUUGUCUCCUUAUGUGGGGAACCUCACCUUCCUUCGUGACCUUUAUCUCACAAACAACAGCUUUCAAGGAACAAUCCCUCAUGAACUCAGUCGUCUAUCCAUGUUACGUUUCAUCGAUCUUUCUGAUAACAAUUUCAGUGGAGUCAUUCCAACGAACUUGUCUGGUUGUUCAAACAUUGAAGAGCUAAGACUUAAUAAUAACAAGCUAGUUGGAAGCAUACCCAAAGAGAUCAGUUUCCUCUCGAAGCUUACCCAUUUUGUAGUUGCUGAUAAUAUGAUAACAGGUGGAAUUCCACCUCUCUUGGGGAAUAUAACAUCAAUGAUCAUGUUCUCUGUUAAAAGCAACCCGUUGGGUGGGGGCAUUCCAGACACCUUACGCCAUUGGAAAAGCUUAACAACAUUAUACCUUGGUGGUUGUAACUUAUCUGGAACUAUUCCUCAUUCCAUUUAUAACCUUUCACUUCUAACUAAUAUUUCCUUAGGUGAAAAUCAGCUUAUUGGUAGUCUUCCCUCAGAUAUAGGUACAAUGCUCCCCCAUCUUACGUUCGUUCAAUUACGGAAUAACCAGUUGACUGGACCUCUUCCACCUUCAAUAUCUAAUUGUUCAAAUUUGAGAUUUCUUGAAAUGAGUGAAAACAAGUUUCGAGGGAAGUUGGCAAUCGACUUUGGAAAACUAAAAGAUAUUUAUAGAAUAAAUUUGGGUUCUAACAUCUAUGGAUUCGGAGAAGCCAAUGAUAUGAAGUUUAUCGAUACUUUGCAAAACUGCAGCAAAUUAAAGAUUUUAGAUCUUUAUAAUUGCAGCUUUGAAGGAGUGUUACCCACAUCAAUCGGUAAUCUAACGAAUCAACUUUCUAAUCUAUAUUUAGGAGCAAAUCAUUUCUAUGGAAAUAUCCCUUCAAGUGUAGGUAAUCUUGUUGGCUUGAAUACUUUUAGUAUAGGAGAUAACCAAUUUACAGGAAAAAUCCCCUCAACCAUUGGUCAACUUCAAAAGCUACGUGAAGCUUAUUUUUUUUGGAACCAAUUUUCAGGUCCGAUUCCUGAUGCCUUCGGGAACUUAUCAUUGUUAAUUACACUUGAUUUAAGUUCCAACAAACUCGAAUCCAAUAUUCCAUCAAGCCUAGGAAAUUGUCAGCAUCUAUCUCAAUUGUACCUUAAUGACAAUAAACUCAGUGGCAAAAUCCCUAAGCAACUUCUUCAACUUUCGUCUCUAACCAUAUCAUUAUAUCUUUCUCAAAACCAUCUAUCUGGGUCACUUCCAAGAGAGGUCGGGGAACUUAAGAUGUUAUCUUCUCUCGAUCUUUCUGAUAAUAAUUUAUCAGGUAACAUUCCAAGUAGUCUUAGUAGUUGCACAAGUCUUGUAUUUUUAUCUCUCAAAGGCAACUUAUUUCAAGCCAUGGUACCAUCGUCAUUAAGUUCCAUGAGAGGAGUUUCGAAACUCGAUCUCUCUCAUAAUAAUUUAUCGGGAAAAGUUCCACGAUUCUUAGAACAUAUGGAAUUAUUAGAAUAUGUAAACCUAUCCUUUAAUAAUUUUGAGGGUGAAGUGCCAAUCGUAGGAGUGUUUGCAAAUGCAAGUGGAUUUUCAGUUGUAGGGAAUAGUAGGCUUUGUGGUGGGUUGGAUGAACUUCAGUUGCCAAAAUGCAUGGAGACUCGAAAACAUAAAAAAAAGUUUCCGUUGUUCGUAAUAGUCAUCUUAAUUGUAUCCUCCCUUUUCAUUGUUUUAUGUUUUGCGUAUGUUUGUUGUAAGAAAAGGAAAGGCCAAUUGUCUCGAUCAUUGACUAAUGAACGAUUUGGGAAAGUAUCAUAUAGUCAACUUCUCAAGGCUACGAAUGGUUUCUCCAAAGAGAAUUUGAUUGGAGAGGGUGGGUUCAGUUCUGUUUACAAAGGAGUCAUUGACGAUGAUGAUAGAUUUGUUGCAGUCAAAGUUCUUCGUCUUCAAAACCGAGGUGCUCAUAAAAGCUUCAUACCGGAGUGUGAAGCAUGGCGAAGCAUUCGACACAGGAAUAUAUUAAAGAUAAUAAAUUCAUGUUCAAGUGUUGACUUUCAAGGCAAUGACUUCAAAGCUUUGGUAUACGAGUUCAUGCCAAAUGGGAGUUUACAUGAUUGGUUACAUUCAAGUGUAAUUAAAUCAAGAAUGAGCGUUCUUCAAAGAAUAAAUAUUCUCCUUGAUGUCGCAUUUGCACUUGAUUAUCUUCACAAUCACUGCUUACAAGCCAUUGUUCACUGUGACCUGAAGCCUAGCAACAUUCUUCUAGAUGGUGAUAUGGUGGCACAUGUUGGAGACUUUGGUUUAGCUCGAUUUCUCGGAACAAGUUCAAACCAAAAUAGCACAAGUGGCAUUAGAGGGACAAUUGGGUAUACACCUCCAGAGUAUGGUUUGGGGGGUGAGAUGACAAGUGGUGGGGAUGUCUACAGUUUUGGAAUACUAUUGCUGGAGGUGAUUACAGGGAAAAGUCCAACAGAUAACUUCUUUAAUGAAGGCCUUAGCCUUCAUAAGUUUGCAUACAUGGGUUUGUCGAACAAUAUAACCGAUGUUAUUGAUGAUGAUAUUCUAAACUUUCUUCAAGAGGAUGAUAUUACUAGGAAAUAUACGUUAGAAAAUUUAAAGAAGAUAGAGCAAUGUCUGGCUUCAAUUGUAAGAAUAGGAGUGUCAUGCUCCGUGCAUUCCCCACCACAACGAAUGGAUAUUGCAAAUGUUGUCCAUGAGUUGCAACAUAUCGUGGAUGUUGUUCAAAAUAUUUGAUGUUCCAUGUUAGUCAAUAUUUUGGAUGCUAAUUUUUAAAGACAAAUGUAUUAUAGUAUUUGGUCAAUCUUGUAAUUUUGUUAUGGGAAU